AUGCAGGCCAGCUCCAGGCAUACCCAUGUGACAAGAGGAUGUUCCACCCUGGAGUCUGCUGUCCAGCCUGUCAGCUGGAGUCUGCAACAGGUGUGUGACCACCACUGUGUCUGGGUCAACAACUGCAUCAGAGCUCAGAACACCUGGUACUUCCUUCUCUACCUGUUGAGUGUGUGUGUCAUGACAGCAGACAUGGUACUACUGACGGGGGACAUGUUACUGCACGCUGUGGUGCGGUCAGGCAUCCUACGAGGCCGUUAUGUAGAUGAUGAUGGGCAGCAACGGCAGGCAGGGAUGCUCUUUGUCAUACAGGACAACGGGCCAGCAGUGUCCUACCGGUUCCCACACAAGACAUUCUGGGUGACCCUCAGUGCCACUCUCCUCCUUGUCAUCAUCGCCCUCAGCAUCAUGGGGCAUCUAUGGCUCAGACAGCCGGACGAAGAGUCUUUACAGGUUGUUAGAAUCACAGUUCCGGAUCAGACUGGAACCCUGAUCAAUCGAUCAGCAUUGGUGGACAAGCACAACAACCUGGUGACCUAUUCUGUGACCUCACAGGCCAACCACACGUCCACCGUGCUCUUUGAUGUCAAACAUGGUUUGAUAUGUUACAAGCCUGAGAACCGGGAUACUUGCUUCCUGCGUAAGAUGGAGAGAUCUGAUUAUGAAAAUGUGCACUCCCUCCUCCAGCAAUCAACGCAACAGGUAAAGAUGUGGGUGUUGUUGGGGAAUGAGACCCAGAGACAGACAGAGUUUCUGGGGGUGAUGGGGGGCAGUCAGGUGGACGUGCCCACCCUGGAGGAGCCUCUACAGGCCCUGUGUCAAAAAAACUCCAUCCACUGGACCAGGAGACACAACAGUCCAGGUAAACAGCGUUUAGUCUACUUCUGCAUAGACAUCUGCUUCCCUAGUAACAUCUGUGUGUCUGUCUGCUUCUACUCCCUGCCGGAGUGACCUGCCAUCAUCCAGUCUCAGGCAGCACAUACCAGCGCUUAUCAGGGAAACAAAGUGCUACUUCUCAUCCCCGCUAAGAAACCGGAGUGUCGCCGGCUCCAAAAAACACUGAAUACAACCGGGGAACAGGAGCUGGCUUUCACUCUCAAUACUGCAGCCCCUGCCACCUUAGUCCCUCCUAUGCCUCCGCUCCAGUCCUUUCCCUUCUGAGAGAUAAGCGACGGUAACAAGCUGUGAAGUUUAUCUGCAGA
Molecule: messenger RNA, 1202 nt
Organism: Salvelinus namaycush (lake trout)
Lineage: Eukaryota; Metazoa; Chordata; Actinopteri; Salmoniformes; Salmonidae
Product: BRICHOS domain-containing protein 5-like
Exons: 7
Coding region: 1-951 (316 amino acids)
Biological process (GO): regulation of cell population proliferation
Molecular function (GO): palmitoyltransferase activity
Source: RefSeq, a predicted model, not a curated record